GCUAAUUUGCAUAUGCUAUAGGCCUAGUAUUUACAUACGGCUGCAACAACAAAGUUGGAAACCGAAAGAUGGGGAACAUUCACACUGUUGGGCCCAGUGAGGCUUUGGUAAUUUCAGGAGGAUGCUGGGGGGGGACUGCUCGUAAGAUGAUUGUCGGCGGCUGGGGUUGGGCCUGGUGUCUUGUCACAGAUGUACAGACAAUCUCCCUGGAGGUAAUGACCUUGAACCCUGUGUGUGAGAGCGUGGAGACGUCCGAGGGUGUCCCCGUUACAGUGACAGGGGUCGCCCAGUGUAAGAUUAUGCGGGAGCCAGAGAUCCUGAAGACGGCCUGCGAGCAGUUCCUCGGCAAAUCUGUCCAGCACAUAGAACAUGUCAUCCUCCAGACUCUGGAAGGCCAUCUCCGUGCUAUCUUAGGUACACUGAGUGUAGAAGCUAUCUACCAGGACCGAGACCAAUUUGCUCAGUUAGUCCGAGAAGUUGCCUCCCCUGACGUAGGAAAGAUGGGUAUUGAAAUUCUGAGUUUUACCAUCAAAGACAUCUUCGACAAUGUGCAGUACUUGCAGUCCUUGGGAAGAGCACAGACUGCCAAUGUCAAACGUGAUGCAGACAUAGGUGUCGCUGAGGCUAGUAGAGAUGCCGGAAUCAGGGAAGCCGAAUGUGACAACAAGAGAAUGGAUGCUAAAUACAGGGCCGAUGCCAAAAUAGCCGACGCAUCCAGAGAAUACCAGAUGCAGAAGGCUGGGUUUGAUAUGGAAGUCAAUGCUAAGAAAGCUGAGGCUGAAUUAGCAUAUGAGCUGCAAGGGGCCAAGGAGAGGCAGAGGAUCAGAGCAGAAGAGAUUGAAAUUGAUGUUGUGGAGCGAAAGAAGCAGAUUGACGUUGAGGAAAAAGAAAUCUUGAGAAAGGAGAAGGAACUGAUGGCUACUGUGAAGCGACCAACAGAGGCAUCAGCUUACAAAACUGAACAACUUGCAGAGGGUAGAAGGACCCAGACCGUGGAGGCAGCCCGAGCUGAUGCCGAGAGGAUCCGACUUAUUGGUGGGGCUGAAGCCGCAGCCAUAGAGGCAGUCGGUAAGGCUGAGGCCGAGAAGAUGAGACUAAAGGCAGCAGCUUACAAACAGUACGGAGACGCUGCUAUGCUGAGUAUGGUGUUGGAAACUCUACCCAAGAUUGCUGCUGAAGUGUCGGCACCAUUGUCGAAGACGGAAGAAAUUGUCAUGAUUGGAGAUGACCGCACCACAAGCGAGGUCAGCCGACUGAUCAGUCAGCUCCCACCAGCUGUGCAGGCCUUGACCGGGGUAGAUCUGUCAAAGGUUCUUGCUAAGGUUCCGGGCGCCACCUCAUAAACAUAAUCACCAGUCGUUGUUGCAGCAAAAUAUCAAGGCCACUCCCUUUUACCCAUUUCAAACUUGAAGAGGAGGAUUACCUCUGCUAAAAACAAUACACAAAACUAUUUCGGUGAAGAACGGCAGUACGGUUAUACAGGGGUAAACGCCAACAAAAACAACAGGAUAAUAUACAUGGAGUAGUCUUGUGUGAUUUUUUCUCAUCGCUGGAUGGGUUACUAGCUGACCUGAGUCACCUUUUCUGAACUUUGUACGUCAGUUUCCAAGUGUAGUUGUCCUUUUAUUUGCAUGCACCGUGUAUAUGAUAAUGUAAUUGUAUUUGGACUUACAUGAUUUUCUUGCAGAUACAGAGAUACCUCCGCCCUCAAGUACGGGUUUGGACUCCCUAGUUUUACCGCAAUCGGGCGAGUCCAUGUAAAAACAAGGGUGGAAUCAUUUAUUUUAUUCAGAUUUUUAAAAUAGAAAAUCAGUAUCAUCGCUAAGUUCUGAUUGGACCAGAAAAAUAACUAUGGUGUUAUGGCACCUUCCACAAUCAAGUCUGAUAUUAUUUGAGAUUUAAUAUGAAAAAAUCUUCAAAAAACAUGCAAUAAUUGUAUAGUUUUUGUCAGGGUCUUCAUUGAGAGUUAUUCCAGAUGUGAACAAAUAAUGUAUUUUCAAAAUAGGAUUUAAUAAGAUCUUUUGAGACUGAAAUAAAUUGAUCUUGUCACAUCAUGAUAGACUAAUUUGUUUGUGGUAUUAGUUAACCAAAGUAUGUUAAUUAGAUCUCAUUUUCCAUUGCUGUAUAGGUAUAGAUUUAACCCCAUGUUUUUACUUUGUUGUUCUUGGUUUAAAUCAAAGUUUUAAGAAGCAGAAACAUGUUUACCUAUGGGCAAUUGUUAAUGUCAGGUUAUGUGACAUCAUCUGUGCCGAAACAACAAAAACGUCUAGCUGAGGAUAUGUUUAAAAUGGCAUAAUUAUGAAUAUUUGGGAAAAAAUGGAUUCUUCACAGAAUGUUUCGGAAAUUUGAGAUAUUUACAAUCCAAAUUUUACUUAAUUUUAUAACACCAAAAUAAUAUUUCGUAUUUGGUUGAUUUGAUUUACCUGUGUAUUUACAGAUGAUAUCAAGUGAAAUCAAUGUGUUGUGUGUCGGAACAAACUUUAACCCUUUCAUCCCUAUGUAACUUUAAUAAACUCUACCAUGCAUUGAUCUGGAUAAGUCCAUUAUGGUCUACAGUGGUGAAAGGGUUAAUUAGUGCAGGAAACCUGUACAUGUAUAAUACGACAGAUGUGAAAACACUGUUUGAUUUUAGCUGAAAUCUAAUAAAAAGAAAUAAUUGAAAAUGAAAUAAAACGGCAGUAAUUGCAAACCAUUUUACAAUCUUGUCUGCUGAAUUAUAUAUCAUUAUGAAAACAAUGUGAUCGCUCGUUUCAUAAUACUCAGUUUUCAUCAAAUGUUAAAUGAGUGGAAAAUGUUGUCUGAGUAUAAACUUUCUUCCUACACACUUGGUUUAUUUCUUUGUUACUGUCUACUUACAGUCCUCAGUCCUAUAUAUAUAUAUGUAAGUAGUAUCCUAGUCAAAUCAGGACUACAGUAAUUAUUCAUUGUAUAUUUUUAAUUUGUAUUUUAUUAAACCAUCUUAACAACGGACGUGAUGAUUCUUAACUUAUAAAAGGGUAAGCUGUCAACAACACUCACCUGUUUGAAAAUUUACAUCCGUAAAACCUACAAAAAAGGAUAAAAUGUCACUUGUCAUAGAACAUCUCUUUAAUCUACGAGCAUAACUUCUAGAAAGCCGUUAAUUCUGUUUAUAAGUCUGAUUCUGGAACAAGAAAGCCGGAGCUAUAUUAUACUGUUUCUAUUGAGUAGCCCCCCUUUGGUUCAUCAUAGGUUCAGAACAUAUUUGUAUAUUUUUUUAAAAAGUUUUUGUUAGCUUUUCAAAAGUUUACUCCCCGAUGAUGCCUUCCUCAUCGAUACAUCAUCAUAUAUCAGUAAAAACGAUUUUAAUGCUUUAAUUUUCAACUAGACUGUGGCAGUUUAUAACACCACAAGGCUGGAGUAGGAAUAUUUUAAGUAUAUAAGGAGUUUAAAAAAAAUGUUUAUGUACUGUUUUAUGACGGGUCCUUGCAUAAUAACACGCAAUCUGGAUGGAGAGGAAGAAAACUGUUCAGUUGGUUCACUUGCCACCAGCUCAUUGUUAGUUUACUUUAUAUUGACAGUAAAACCUCAUUAUGCUGCCACCAUUUGUCCAGAGAAAUGUUGGCACUAUAAAGGGGUUUGGCGAUAAAUUGAAGGAAAUGUCUGAAGGAUUUCUUAAGAAAACGAGAAAAAAGGGACAUUGAAAUAUGUUGGCGGUAAACAAAGUGACAAAUGAAACAAGGGGUGUACUAUCCAGGUUUUACUGUGUUUAACUAACUUGUCGUAACGUAAACAAGACUCUGUUUUUGGAAAUCUUAAGUCAAACUAUACCUUUUUCCCCACCACAGUGUUUUAUGUAUUACAUUAGAAAUUCUCAAUUGAUGUUGAUAAAAUUAUGAAGAUUUCGAUUUCCUGUUAUGUGUAUUUAUGACCUUUUUUGUUAGUUGUUAAUUGUUUCUAUUUUCUUCAUUUUUGUGUCGCCUGCAACACAAGGCGACAUAUAGAUAUUACUCUGUCGGUGGCGUCAGUUGCGUCAUCCGAAACAAGAGUUUCCAUGCGUUCAUUUCAGAAGUUUACGUGAAUUUUUGGUGGAGUUAUGCCCCUUUUAUUGCCAAAUAAGGGCAUUGUGUAGCAAACGAAAGAACUUUUUUUUUUAAUCGAAUCCUUUCAAAUUGUGAACCGUUAUGCUAGAAACAAUAAUGUUCAACAUAUAUUACAGGUUUUUCUGUCGAGUUUCAACUUUCUGCGUUUUGGCAUAUCUGUUUACGCGACAAGUCAAGCCAAAACACUUUUCUUACUAAAAGCGCUGAGCAUACAUCCACUCCCUAGGAAUUCUUGUUCGAAAGCAGUGUUAACUUUUUCUUUGUUAGUUUUGAAACUUUUGAUAGGAAUUGGUCCAAUUUGUUUAAUAAUUUCCUGGUGGUUCCCAUGCUACUAUUGGAACUCUUGUUUCCCUAUCAUUUGAAAUGAAUUGCUUAUCCACCUAAGUAGUUUUUCAUUAAUUACUUUUUGCCUGAAUGUGUCUUGCAAUUUCAUCAGGUAUAGAACUGUGUACACAACAUUUACUCAAUCCAGCCAACAGAAAAUAGAGUACCUAUUCCAACUAAACAUUAGGCUGUUGUAAAAUUUUGAACUUUUUUCUAUUGAGCAGCAUUUAAGAAAAUUGAAAAAACGUUUGUGGAAGUUUUACCUCACUUGUUCUUGUACUGUACUCCCAUCUUCACUUUGUUGGAUAUAACCUCUGCAUACAAUAUUGUUUUGUGUAAUGUGUAGUAUUCAAACCCUGCAUCUAUAUAUUAGCGAAAUUAUUAAGGAGAUUUUGUACAUUUUUACUGCUUUCUCCUGGUGAAUUUGUGUAAAUAACAUCAGAUAUGUAACAGUAGCUUCUAUAAUCAAGCCAGGAUUUUCUUCAUAUCAUGAAAAAGUGAUUACUUUUAAUAUUUCCUUUUUAUCAGUAUUGUCCAGUUUUACAAUUUGUAAUGUAACAUUUUAUAUUGUGACAUGUGAUUUUUCAAAUACAUAGAAGACAAUGACAUUGAUACCUGUAUACAGAAUUCAACAUCAAAUGAAGCAGAAAUUAAGUGGGGUUUUUUGCCUCGCAAGUAAGUGAUGCAGAGUAUUAAAUGUUAACAUAAUAAAGGAAAUGUCACAUUUAAAAAUUACAUUAUAUUGUCAUUAAUGUUGUCGAAUAUACUUGAGAAUGUAAUCUGUGUGGUUGUGCCUUGUGAUUUUUGCAACUUAAUUUAGAUCAUAUUUUGCCAGCAAAAUCAAGACAUCAGGUCCGUCUUAUAAAAAUGAACUGUUAAAAAGGAAUUUCUGUAGGAGAAGAUUUCAACAUUGUCAAUGUUGAUGUUUGUUCCUUGCAGUAAACAAGCCUUUAUACUAGCUAAGUGUUUUUUGUUAUUAAGACUUGUGGGUAAGUUGUAAUAGAUCACCAUUGUUAACAAUGCAUUGGAGGCAGAAUAUUGGCCUUUUUGUUACGGUGUAAUAUUGAAAAAUGUAAGGCUCCUCCGCCGACUUCUUCCGACACUAAAUAGAUUAGGGACUAAUAAUGCCUUCCUGUGUUACUUCUGAAUUCCAGCUGUAGUCUAGUGUAGUCUUUUAUAGAUCAAUGUUAGUGGCCAGUUAGUGGGUAUCGUGUUGUGAUUUAGGUGUACAUGGAUACUCUUCAUCAAGUUCAAGUUGCUCAUUUUCAUUGACACCUUUUACUUACCUUUGUCAGUGGAAAAACUUUGUCAUAACAGAAUUCCUCAUCGACACUUUCACUUCCUAUGAACAAGGGAAAACUUGAGACUAAGCAGAAAUUACCAUUUAGCUAGGGGGGGGGGGGGGGGAUCUAUAAUCAGAUACCAUUUUUAGUUCUCUAUUCACAGGAUAUGAAGUUAAAAUUUCAUUCAAAAGAAAUCUUUGUUAUAACAUGGUUUUAUUUUUUACAUACACCCCUUUUUGUUUCGCAUUUUCCUAGGGCUUAACCAUCCAAGACAAAAAGAUUGAAUUCAGAUUAUUUAAAAAAAAAUUAUUGGAAUGAUUAAAAAAAACCUUCAUAUCAAACUGAUGCUACUUAAUAGUUUUAUUAGUUGAGUCCUGGUGUUUGCUUUGGAAUGUUUGAAUUCUCACCUGUUGGUACCAGUGCUUGUGGCAAAUGCUGUGAUAAACUAUAAAGUACGAUUUACUGGAUUCCCAUUGGUCAUUGCAUCACCUAGCCAGAUGUACAAUUGUUUGAUUUGGGAGUUAAAAGGGGGAAUUGUCGUCGUUAAAAAAGAAAACAUGAACUUAAUGAGGUUCCACUGUAAAUAUUCAGUAAAAUGAGAAUUUUUAGUAUCUUCCCAUUUACUAAUUCUUCCCUACACUUUUAACAUUCAAUUUGGUAAGGUCCAAAUGGGACUUUAGGUAGGGGUGAAUGGGUUAAACAUCAUUGAUUCUAACUUCUGUCAUAGCAUAAUUUUAAUACUAGCCUUAUUAUGGUGUACAGUCUUCAUGUGCAUCAUUGUAUCCUCAUCAAUUUCCUUGUAGGUUUGGGUUAUUUCCUUACAAAUAUGAUGAAACAUAAGUCUGUAAUUGUAUAUUGUAUAUCAGUAACUCCGUAACAUCCGUGUGCAUCUUCUCUGUAUAUUCAAUGUUAAUUGUAUGAUUACUGUAAUAUAUACACGACGUAGUAUCUCUAUUUACAUGAAUUUGUUUACUAUAAUAAUCAUUAAAAAAAUCAAAAUC
Molecule: messenger RNA, 6669 nt
Organism: Mizuhopecten yessoensis (Yesso scallop)
Lineage: Eukaryota; Metazoa; Mollusca; Bivalvia; Pectinida; Pectinidae
Product: flotillin-2-like
Exons: 9
Coding region: 69-1343 (424 amino acids)
Biological process (GO): regulation of myoblast differentiation; protein localization to plasma membrane
Cellular component (GO): plasma membrane
Source: RefSeq, a predicted model, not a curated record